Anopheles coustani is the source of this 1756-nucleotide messenger RNA. RefSeq names its product protein LTV1 homolog (gene LTV1). The transcript has 5 exons. Gene Ontology annotation, biological process: ribosomal small subunit biogenesis; ribosomal small subunit export from nucleus. Lineage: Eukaryota; Metazoa; Arthropoda; Insecta; Diptera; Culicidae. Gene Ontology annotation, cellular component: nucleus; preribosome, small subunit precursor; cytosol. The record is from RefSeq and is a predicted model, not a curated record. Bases 140 to 1588 code for a protein of 482 amino acids.
UUCGAUCUUUUCAAAACAAUCGCACAGAAUCACAACACGAGAACCUUUUCUGGUGCUCUAGAAAAGUGUUGUUUUUAGCGAUUUCUUUACGUUUCACAUAAAGUUUUUCGUCAAAAGUGGAACUUAAUCACAAGUUACUAUGGGUAAGAAAAAGUUUAUCGACAAGAAAAAUGCUGUCACCUUUCGUUUGGUGAACCGUAGCCAGCAGGAUCCUCUGUACGUAGAUGAAAGGGCGCCGCAGAAUGUGCUGCUUCCGCUGCGUAUUCCCGAAAAGUAUUCUAAAUUGGCAGGUGGUCAAUCAAGGCAAGAGCCUUCGGGAUCGAAAAUUGAUCCGGCCAAACGUAAAACAGAACAAGCAAAGUAUGGCGUAUUUUUCGACGAUGACUACGACUACCUGCAGCAUCUACGCGAACCUGGCCGGAACGAGGUGUUUUGGGAACCGAUCGAUUCGAAGACCACCAAGGAACAGCCAGGGGCGCAGAAGGUUAGCAUUAAGCUGCCUAGCUCGGUGUUCGCAUCCCAGUUCGAGGAAAAAGAAGGAAUUAUGAAAAAAGCUGCUAACGCACGCCCUGGACCUCGUCCGGACUGGGAUCCGGAUGUGGUGGCAGCUUUGGAUGAAGACUUCGAUUUCGAAAAUCCCGAGAAUGAGCUCGAGGACAACUUCAUGGAACUCGCCAUGCAGGAAGGUGGCGGAGGAGGGGAUGAAUUUUUAGACGAAGACGACGAACAGGAUAUCGAUUCCGACGGUAUGGAUGACGACUAUUUGGAUGAGGAACGCGACGGCUUGGGACCGUUGGGAGACGAGUAUGGACGGGAAGAAACCAAAUCACGCUUCACGGAAUAUUCCAUGUCCAGCAGUGUGAUACGGCGCAACGAACAGCUAACGCUCCUCGAUGAUCGUUUCGAGAAGUUCUACGAACAGUACGAUGAUCCGGAAGUAGGUGCACUGGAUUGUGAGGAAAUCGAAGGACACGUCGAGGUGAACGACGAUGUGCUGCUGCGGUGUGCGGAAGAGUUCAAGAGGGAAAAUGAAGAAAAUUUUGAGGUCGAGUUCGAAAAACGCUGGGUCAGAGAACGCCUUUUGGAACUGCAAGAAGAAUCUUCGGGCGACGAGCAAUUGGUUGAGAUGGAGGUGGAAAAUAGUGAGCAGAAAAAAUGGGAUUGUGAAAGUAUUCUAUCUACGUACAGCAACAUUUACAAUCACCCGAAAUUGAUAGAGGAACCGAAGCGUAAUCGCAAAAUUAAAAUCAAUUCCAAAACUGGCCUACCCGAAAACGUGCUUGGUUCGGAAGGGGGGAAAUUGACGAUGAAAUCUCUGGCUAAACUCGAGCAAGGCGAAAGUGCAAAGGCAUCUGGUCCCAAAUCACUAUGCGAUGGAAGUGUGAUUUCUACCCUGAGUGUGCUCUCUCUAAGGCCAAAAGACGAAACACUCGAAGAAAAGCGUGAGCGCAAAAAGUUACUGAAAGAGUACCGCGCCGAACGUAGAAUUGAACGCAAAGCAAACACACAGGCGUUCAAGGAGGAGAAGAAAAUGCAGGAAAAGAGCAAGAUCAACGCACACAUGAACUCGGGCAAAACGAUCGUUUGAGUUACGGUGUUGUGGAGUGGAGGAGUGAAAUUUUCUCUGUAUGUAUAAUUAUACAAUGUGCUUUGCGUACAUAAAUCUAUAAACCACGUAACCACGUUUGAGUGUUAAUGUUAUUUGGCGGAUAAUCUCCAUUUGAUCCUGUUGGCCGAAUAAAUUUCUAAUAGUCGA